AAAUGGUAACCUGACAUUAUUUCGGUCCCUGACCCGUCAGGUUCAUUACUGGAGGUUGCUAUUCGUCUCUUCUCUGCCGCUAUCACUUAUGAGGACUCUCAGACGCCACCUCUCUUAUUCCCUGCCUAGGAGAGCCUAUACCAGCUAUAGGCGAACCAUUAAUAAUAUAAAUGAGCAAAAUGAACAAUUUAUUAUGAAAUUAUCAGUGCUUUUGCUAGUUGCAGGCUGCAUGUUUGCAUUUAAUAAGCAAAGCGGUCUAGCCUGGAUGAUGGAUGAAGGAGGUUUUUAUGAAAAUACACUUAGAAAGUACUCAGGGAGUUUAACAGGAGAAGCUGUUGCAUUCUUUUUUCCUCCUCAAUCAAAUUCAUUCUCUCCUCUCCACAAUGCCAAUGGCAGCAGCACUUGCUGUAGGAACAGUACCAAGGUCAAUGAUAAUCAAGCGUGGGUGGAUGAAGUAAAGGUGUCAAAUCCUGCUGUCUCCAGCAAAACAAGAGAAAGUAAAAAUGUUUUUGUAGUGUCAGCUGUAACUAGACAGAAGCAGCCGGAUGUUUUAAUUUGUCUCAGGAAAGCGUUAAUCUUAGCAAUCAUCACGUCUAUCUUUAUCAUCUUCUUGCACCUCCAAAGGACACUCAAUGAGCAAAUAUGUCUAGCAUCACCACAAAAAGUGACAUGGCAACUUCUCCUGUUUCGCCUUCUACCAUUGAGGACUUUAUCUAGAGUGAAUGGCUACACAGCAAGAUUGAACUUUCCUUACUUCUUGAGGAUUCUUUUAUGGUCAUUGUUUGUUUGGUUGUUCGAUGUCAAGCUACACGAGGCAGAGAAUGAGUCUCUUUCCAGUUAUAAGAACUUUCGGAGUCUUUUUAAGAGAAGACUAAAACCUGGUCUUAGACCUAUCAAUAUGUCCUCUGGACUUGUGUCACCAGUUGAUGGUAAAGUAAUGUAUGUUGGUACACUCACUGACGAUUACAAUACAAUUGAGCAGGUCAAAGGUGUCCAGUACUCCUUAAAAGCGUUCCUUGGUAGAGGUGUAUUACCGAGAUAUGGCCGAUCUAACGGGAUGGUACUACACACUGCAGUUCUGUACCUCUCGCCUGGCGAUUAUCAUCACUUUCAUUCUCCUGCUGAUUGGAGGCUUCACUUGUAUAGACACUUUCCAGGGGAGCUAGUGACAGUGUCCCCGUGGGCAGUUAAGCACAUGCCUGGGCUGCUAGCGUUGAAUGAGAGGGUUUUGUUAUCGGGUCAAUGGGAGCACGGAUACUUCUCUCUCACUGCAGUAGGCGCUCUUAAUGUUGGAUCAAUAUACAUUGAUAAAUAUGAGGAAUUAAAGACAAACGUUAAAGGACACUACAAGUUUAAUACAUACACAGACAAGCACCUGGGUAAAGUAGGAGACCAGCUGGUCAGAGGAGAUCACAUUGGGGGCUUCAACAUCGGCUCCACUGUUGUCCUAAUAUUCGAAGCUCCUUCUAGCUUCCAGUUUAACAUUAAACCGGGAGAUUCUGUAAAAUAUGGAGAGUCUAUAGGAACCAUUUAAUAACUUAUCAUAAUUGCAAUUAGUAUGAGUUAUUAUUGUGUCAUUCGUUAUUGCAUGUGUGUGUGUGUGUGUGUGCAUGUGUAUACAUCAAUCACUUUAGUCUACACCUUUAAUUAAAGCACAGAUCAAUAUUGCGAUUAGCUAAUUAUUCAAUUUA
Amphimedon queenslandica is the source of this 1691-nucleotide messenger RNA. Its product is annotated as phosphatidylserine decarboxylase proenzyme, mitochondrial-like. The record is from RefSeq and is a predicted model, not a curated record. Gene Ontology annotation, biological process: phosphatidylethanolamine biosynthetic process. Gene Ontology annotation, molecular function: phosphatidylserine decarboxylase activity. The coding region runs from base 89 to 1534 and encodes 481 amino acids. NCBI's taxonomy places the organism in Eukaryota, Metazoa, Porifera, Demospongiae, Haplosclerida, Niphatidae. The transcript has 8 exons. Gene Ontology annotation, cellular component: mitochondrion.